AUGCCUUGUGACCCACAAGCUUUUGCUCAAUUCUUCCGGGCUUUCGAAACCUUUUAUAGGCAAUGUAGGCCUGGGACGCUGGGGCAUCCUGCCCCGGAACCUUCGCAGGAGGUAAUACCCGACACCCCCCCGAACAAUCAAGGGCGGCAGGGAACUGCAGCCGCUGUGGGAGGUGGCGCCCAGUCAGAAAACUCGAGUGCAGGGCGUCCCAAUACCCGUGCCCAGGCAGCCAUGACUAGGAGGGCCAACCAAGCCGUCGGAGUUGGUAAGGCAUCAGCAAAAGGGUCCGGCAAGGGGAAGGCCUCUGCCAAGGGAGCAAGUAGCAAUGCCUUUUCACAAGUGGUAGACAUUCCUAGUGUGUUUCAGGAGCAGCAGCCCCAUCACAGCUCAACCGAGGACAGUGCCGGUUCAGGCUUGGAAGAGGAGCACAGGGAGCCUCAAGCUGCUCAGCCAGUAACCAGCGCGAUCGCAGCCAACACAGAGGUGCAGGGUGGAAAAGGAAAUCAAAGAAGAAACACACGUCUGCCAAGAAGAAAAGGAGCAGGCAGUCCGAGACAGAGGAUGAUUCAGGUACGUCAUCUUCGGAUUCCGAUAGUGAGGGCCCCAUGGAUGGUUACUGGGGUUUAGGUGAAGGGAAUCAUGGGAUCCCACUUUGGGCACAUGAGAGAAGAGCCAAUUCUCAUCGUAAAACUUUCAAUGGUGUGCUGGACUGGAAAGAUGGGGCACUGGUCGAUGACGUAAAGGUUGCCACCAACCAGUCCACUGAUUUCAUAUUGGGCAACCAUUUGUCCCAGAAGAAGAGGAAUAAGAUCCUCAACGGGGACUAUGUUGACAUGUUUACCCUGCUCCCACCUACUAAACUUAUAGGAAAGGGAGAAAGGAGACGAUCCUCCGGUAAAGGGAGGUACAGGACCCCUAGGGCGGAGCGCACCUUCAAGAAUUGGCUGGAUGGGUACCAGGUAUUCAUGGGUGUCGUUUGCGCUGCUUAUCCUCGGCGCUCCAUGGAUUUGGUUGCUUAUCUGGCUCAUGUUAGACGGGCUCACUCGCUAGCAGGGGAACAGGCAGCUCUAACAUAUGAUGAGAACUUCCGUAGGAAUGCUUCUCUCCUCCCUUCCACCCGAUGGGACCUAACGGACCCUAACUUUUGGGGCGAGGACGUUAAUCCCUACAUUGAAAAGAAAAACCAGGGACCAAACAAGGCGGGUAAGACAGAGGUCAAGCGGCGUCGCCUCUGCUGGGAGUUCAACAAGGGCGCAUGCUCGAGACCCUCCUGUAAGUACUUACAUGAAUGCGACCGGUGCUGGGGAAACCACCCCGCCUCUGCAUGCUUCAAGAAUAAGCAGCAGCCCUUUCGGGGAGGCAGGGGGUACUUCCACAACAACAGUAGAGGUGCCCCCGGAUCUUCCAACCAGGGUCCCGGUAACCGCCAGUAA
Messenger RNA from Podarcis lilfordi (Lilford's wall lizard), 1433 nucleotides. Lineage: Eukaryota; Metazoa; Chordata; Lepidosauria; Squamata; Lacertidae. The record is from the annotation of a GenBank genome assembly.